Messenger RNA from Coccidioides posadasii C735 delta SOWgp, 1260 nucleotides. RefSeq lists its product as uncharacterized. Lineage: Eukaryota; Fungi; Ascomycota; Eurotiomycetes; Onygenales; Onygenaceae. The record is from RefSeq and is a predicted model, not a curated record.
AUGUUCCGCAGUCUUUUCCACCGUCCGCCAUCACGAGCACGCCUGCGACGACUGAGAUGGCUACGGUUGCUUUUGCUGGCGUUUAUCACCUUCUUCGUCAUUGAUCUUUGGCGCAUCUCUCAAUCCGGUUCUCCCUCCGUCAUCAAACCAGCGCCUCCUCUAGAUAUACGGCAUCAGGAGAGGGUUUUUAUAGCCAGCAUCCAUUGGAACAACGAGUCUAUUCUUCGCUCGCACUGGAAUGAUGCGCUGCUGGAUCUUGUACAAAAGCUAGGACCAGAGCACGUAUAUGUUUCGAUUCUGGAGAGCGGGAGCUGGGAUGGAAGUAAAGAUGCGCUGAGGGCCCUAGACACUGAGCUGGAGAAACUGGGAGUGGAAAGAAAGAUCGUUUUGGAAGAUAUCACACAUAUAGAUGAGAUCCAACGUAUGCCGUCAUCCGAUGAGCCGGGCUGGAUUUGGACUGUAAGAGGCAAGAAGGAACUGAGACGCAUUCCGUACCUAUCACGGUUGAGAAACCGAGUGAUGGACGAGUUGACAGCUCUGGCGUCGAGGACCGAGGCCAAGAGGACUUUUGAUAAGGUACUCUGGCUGAACGAUGUCGUGUUCACUGCUCACGAUGCCUUGAAUAUUCUAGGCACUCGAGAAGGAGAUUACGCCGCUGCGUGCUCUCUUGACUUUUCCAAGCCACCAGCCUACUACGACACAUUCGCUCUUCGAGAUUCUUCCGGCGCAAAGGCAAUUACUCAUACAUGGCCGUAUUUUCUUUCGUCCAUGUCUCGCCAUGCCAUGAUGGCCGGGUUCCCCGUGCCGGUACAAUCAUGUUGGAACGGAAUCGUCGCUUUCGAUGCCACUCCGUUUUAUGAAAGGCCUCCUCUCGUAUUCCGUGGCAUCUCCGACGGCCUAGCGAAAUAUCACCUUGAAGGCUCUGAAUGCUGUCUGAUUCAUGCCGACAAUCCCCUCACGCCGGUAAAAGGUGUGUGGCUAAACCCAGAUGUCCGUGUUGGAUAUAACGAAAAAGCAUACGCGAACGUUCACCCGCGCCACUCAGCCAUCUGGCCCAGCGCAGGUGAGAAGCUUUUGGGCAUAUGGCAAAACAGAGUUGCCCGCUUGAUCAAUUUUCCCCGGAGGACGAUCGAAGACAUGGUCGUCUCUUGGAGAGUGCGUUCUUGGAAGGCGAAUGGGCUAGAGAGGGAAGAGCAUGGCGUCCAUUGUCUCAUUAAUGAAAUGCAGGUGCUGGUUGGAAAUGGGUGGGCACAUCUUUGA